AAUCGCUCUGGGACAGGCUCACCAUCGCAUGCAUUUUCUUCGCUGCAAGAGACUCUCAGUAUAACCAGUCAUGGCUAGGAAAAGAAAGGCCGGAAAGCCCAGCGACCAACCAGCGCCGUCCUCGAGCCGCGACCGAUAUGAUCCUGAAGAAAGGUUCGAUGAUUCCGAGGAUGAAUUUUUCGCUGGACAAGACAAGAUUCUGCUUGACGAAGGGCCGGCGGCCAAAAGGCGACGGAGGCUAGAAGAGCAGGAGAAAGAUUUACAACUCUCAGAUGAGGAGGUCUACCGAGAAGACGACACUGAGGACGAGGACGAAGACGAGGACGAAGAGGAUGCAGAGACAGCCGGUCCAGAUGGCGUAGGGGACGAAGAAGACGAAGAGAACUGGGGAACUUCCAGGGCCGACUACUACAAUGCGGACGUGAUUGAGACAGAAGCAGAUGCACUCGAGGAAGAGGCGGAAGCACGUCGGUUGCAGCAAAAGCAGCUGACUGCGAUGACUGAGGCCGACUUUGGCUUUGACGAAAGCGCUUGGGUCGACGAGAGCCAGAAGACGCAGGACAGACGGCCGGCCGUGGAGAAGCUACCUGAAAUCCAGAUACCUGAGAACGCGACAACCGAAGAGCGCUUGCAGAUGCUAAAAUCGAGAUAUCCCGAAUUCGAGCCUCUGUCCAAAGACUUCCUGGCGCUGCAAGAUACGUAUCGAAUCUUGAAGAAAGAAAUUGACCUUCCGAGUGUGAAAGUCAGCCAGGAAAAUCAGAGGAAGGUUUCUCUGACCAAGUUUCGGGCUUUGUCUUCAUAUCUGGGCUCGAUUGCGAUGUACUUGGCCCUUCUGACGUCGUCGAAGACUGGAGUCGCUCUGGCUCCCGGUCAGUUACGAGAGCACCCUGUUAUGGGCAAUCUUGUGCGAUGCCGCCAACUGUGGCAUGACGCCCAGACUUUGCGGGCUGUUGAGGUACCUGUCGACCGAGAGAAGAAAGUGAGCAUGGCGGAGGAAGAUAUCAUGCCUCUGAAGACUGUAGCGCCUGUCGUGGAACAGAAGAAGAAAGAAAAGAAAGUCAAGAAGCAGACAUCUGAACAAGUUCCUUCUGAGACGGUGGCGGAGGCCAUCAAGCCUAAGAAGUCGCGGAAGUCGAAACGGAACGAUCUACAGGAACUUCUCACGGCUUCAAUGGAGAAACCUGCAGAGGACGAAUCGGACUUUGGUGACGAAGCACCUUUGACCACCGAAGAGGCAGCGGAGAAGGCAAGACGGAAGAAGAGUCUGCGAUUCUACACUUCUCAAAUUGCGCAGAAAGCCAACAAGAGAGGAGCCGCUUCACGGCAGGCUGGAGGAGAUGAUGAUGUCCCUCACAAGGAACGUCUGAGGGACAAGCAAGAAAGGCUCAUGCGUGAGGCCGAGCAAAGAGGUCGGGCCGACGUGCACGGCGACGAAGCAUUCAAUGACUCUGGCGACGAGAGUCUUGCAGGCCGAGACUUGAAUGACGACGCGAACGAAUAUUACGACAUGCUGGUGAAAAACAACAAGCUGAAAAAGGCCGACAAGCGUGAGAAGGCCGAAGCGUAUGCAGAAGCCGCUCGACAGGGGGCUCAAGUUUACGAGGAAGAACAAAUCGGUCCAGACGGCAAGAGAAAGAUCACGUACGCGAUCGAGAAGAACAAGGGUCUCACGCCGAAGAGGAAGAAGGAUGUGCGCAACCCACGUGUCAAGAAGAGGAAGAAGUACGAUGAGAAGAUGAAGAAGUUGAGCUCAAUACGCCAGGUUUACAAAGGCGGCGAGGGCAGAGGCGGGUAUGGAGGAGAAGCCACUGGUAUCAAGACGAACGUCGUCAAGAGUAUCAAGCUGUGAAUGGAAUACGAUUGGGAAUGACCAGCACACUUUUUCUGGACGUCUAUCCUUUCCGUUCCCCCAUGCACAAUCCAAAACCUAUCCGCUCUCUACAUGCCAAAUCUCUUAUGCUGUACAACAUCGGAAAACCAUUACGCUUGAAGUGCAUCAAAUGAGGAAAAUGUAAGCUCAACCAACUUGAUAACCAUAACGCCGUUUUGGAGCUCAUCUCAUCGGGCGCCCAUCCAGCUCAUUCGUGAUGGUGGCGCCGGCUUUCGUUUCGCUCGAGUCGAUUUCG
This is a messenger RNA of Exophiala xenobiotica, 2126 nucleotides long. RefSeq lists its product as uncharacterized. The record is from RefSeq and is a predicted model, not a curated record. The coding region runs from base 71 to 1849 and encodes 592 amino acids. Gene Ontology annotation, biological process: maturation of SSU-rRNA from tricistronic rRNA transcript (SSU-rRNA, 5.8S rRNA, LSU-rRNA). Gene Ontology annotation, cellular component: nucleolus; small-subunit processome. NCBI's taxonomy places the organism in Eukaryota, Fungi, Ascomycota, Eurotiomycetes, Chaetothyriales, Herpotrichiellaceae. The transcript has a single exon.